GUGACAAUUGGUCAUUUGACAGUGACAUAUGUACUACUGGGGUAGUACAAAUGUACAAUCAAUCUACAUUACUGAAAAAAAAUAGUCGGGUGAUCCGGACGUUGUGUUUCUUCAAGUAAUUUUCGCAUAAAAUAUUUAAUAAAAUGUCUACAUACUGGUUAAUGUAUUCCAGCUAGAACAUUAUAUUUUAUUGAACUGAUUCAUCGGUUGUGAUGUUUAUUUUAAGUCAACAUGGGAAAGUUCAGCACGUACAGAUAUUUAGAGUUAAAAGAUGAUACCUCAGCUGCACAUAUCAAUGUUAGGAGUAGAACCAUAAAGCAUCCCAGAAGAUUGAAGAAAGUUUUUAUUUUCCUCAUUGUGUUGGCACUAUUUGUCACAUACUUUUUGGAUAGUUACAUAUCGUCGUAUUUCAAGUCAAGAAAAGUGCAAAAUGGAAAAUGGCAUGGUCACAUUAGUGCGUACCAUUGUUUUCUUGUCAGGGUUGUUCGCGGGGCAGUCACAAUGGCUGGACGGCCUCGCCAAGAGCUUGGGCUACGAGAGCGUGUUCCACCACGCGGUCAUCAUCGACGCCGGCUCAUCGGGCUCCAGGGUGCUUGCUUAUAAGUUUAGGGUACCUUUUAUAGGUGAGUCCUAUUUUUUUUGUGAUGUCUAAGUAGCAUUAAAAUGUCCUACAUGGUGUUCUUUUGGUUAACUUUAUGUUAGUUAAGUAUAUUUGUAAAUGCGGAAUGAAACUGCAUUGUAAUAUUAAACUAAUGAUAGGUGGAAGAAAUUACUGGAAUAAAUGUAUGUUAUUGUAUUUAGAAAAAUGGUUUCUUCAGAACUAAAAUAAUUUAUACGAGAAAUACAAUAGGUACCCAACUACAUAAAAUACAAAUGGUUAUUCCCAGUGUGAUAAGAGUAUCUUAUGACGUAACAUCUUCAUCCGCCCAUUCAGCGUACGGAAUCUGGCUGUACGAAUAAUUGAGUAUUGCUUACCACUGUGCUCGACAUGUCGCGGGUUUGAUUCCUGCGAAUGGUUUUUUUUUGUGU
Molecule: messenger RNA, 1029 nt
Organism: Trichoplusia ni (cabbage looper)
Lineage: Eukaryota; Metazoa; Arthropoda; Insecta; Lepidoptera; Noctuidae
Exons: 4
Coding region: 232-603 (123 amino acids)
Source: RefSeq, a predicted model, not a curated record